This is a messenger RNA of Dromiciops gliroides (monito del monte), 3838 nucleotides long. RefSeq names its product collagen type VIII alpha 2 chain (gene COL8A2). The transcript is spliced from 4 exons. Gene Ontology annotation, molecular function: protein binding. Bases 331 to 2436 code for a protein of 701 amino acids. The record is from RefSeq and is a predicted model, not a curated record. Lineage: Eukaryota; Metazoa; Chordata; Mammalia; Microbiotheria; Microbiotheriidae.
CACAGCGUUCAACAGCUGUCCCAACACCCUGGUGUCAGCGUGACUGGGCUGGGGUAUGAGCCCUGCUUUGGUGUCCAGGAGGGCUCAGGAGACACCUACACUCAGGGGCCUGGAGCCACUGGUAUCUUACUUACCAAAGUGAGCUCAGUAAGGGGAGGAGCCCUCUUCUACAACCUCUGAGAGAGGAAAGAGGUCAAGUGGGAAGCAUGAGGAUACCUACGGCCCAGGCCUGGUGACAUCUCUGUGAACAGUGCCCCGAUUUAAAGAGCGGAUCGCCUUUAGAACCAGAGCUUGAGCCGGAGCCAGAGUCCAAACGGAGCAGGAGCCGCCAUGCCACCGGGGCCCUCGCCCCCUUCUCUGCUGCUGCUGCUGUGGCUACUGGUGACCAGCAUGUGGGCGGCAGCCGGAGGAGGGGCCGGCGGGGGAGGCUACGCUCAAGUGAAAUACGUGCAGCCCAUGGUGAAAGGACCUGCCGGGCCCCCCUUCCGGGAAGGCAAGGGCCAAUACCUGGAAUUGCCACCACCAAUGCUGCCAAUGGACCUGAAAGGGGAACCUGGACCACCUGGAAAGCCUGGCCCCCGGGGCCCCCCAGGACCUCCUGGUUACCCUGGAAAGCCAGGGACAGGCAAGCCAGGUCUGCAUGGUCAGCCAGGCCCUGCUGGCCCCCCAGGUUUCUCUAGAAUGGGUAAGCCAGGUGUCCCAGGUGUCCCAGGCAAAGUGGGCAGCAAGGGUGAGCCGGGCCCCAAGGGUGAGCCGGGCCUUCGGGGAGACCAGGGCCUUCGAGGACUGCCAGGGCCCCCUGGACUUCCGGGCCCAUCAGGCAUUGCUGUCACUGGCAAACCAGGCCCACAGGGGGCUCUGGGCCCACAAGGCUUUAGGGGGGAACCAGGCCCCAGAGGAGAGCCGGGACCUCGAGGGGAAAAAGGCCUCAAGGGUGACAAUGGGGUGGGCACACCAGGCCAGCCAGGUGUCCCAGGCAAUGGAGGGCCCCCUGGCCCUCCAGGACCUCCAGGUCCCAUGGGCUUGGGCAAACCUGGUCUGGAUGGGCUUCCAGGUGCCCCAGGAGACAAGGGAGCCACUGGGGCCCCUGGGGGACCAGGACAAACUGGGGAACCAGGGGCCCUGGGCCCAAGGGGGCCCCCAGGACUAGAUGGCAUUGGGGUACCUGGGGCAGUAGGUGUGCCUGGGCCCCAGGGGCCUGUAGGUGCAAAGGGAGAACCAGGAAUCAGGGGCCUUCCUGGCCUGCCAGGUCCUACAGGCUACGGGAAGCCAGGGCUCCCAGGCCUCAAAGGGGAAAGGGGCCCAGCAGGGGUCCCAGGAGGGCUGGGUGACACAGGUGAGCCAGGAGAGGAUGGGGAGCCGGGUGAACCUGGACCUCAGGGCCUCAUGGGCCCUCCUGGCCUUCCUGGGUCCAUGGGACUACCAGGGAGGCAUGGGCUACCUGGACCCAAAGGGGAUGCAGGCCCAAGUGGGCCUCCAGGGGUGCCUGGGAUCCGAGGAGACCAGGGGCCAAGUGGCAUUGUGGGUAAGCCUGGGGUUGUUGGAGAGAGGGGAUUACCUGGGGCACAGGGACCUCCAGGGCCAAGUGGGCCCAAGGGAGAACCAGGCAUCAUUGGGCUUCCUGGGGGACCAGGUGCAGCAGGAGGACUGGGGCAGAAAGGGGAGGUAGGCCUUCCAGGCCAGCCUGGCCUGAGGGGGCCUUCAGGGAUUCCUGGGCUUCAGGGCCCAUCAGGGCCUAUCGGGCCCCAGGGGCUUCCAGGUCUGAAAGGGGAGCCAGGCCUCCAGGGUCCCCCUGGGGAAGGAAGGGUGGGUGAGCCAGGGUUAGCUGGACCCACAGGGCCCCCUGGCAUCCCUGGAAACCCAGGACUUAAUGGCCCCCCAGGGCCUCCGGGGCCCCCUGGUCCACCUGGGCCCCCCGGGGGGUUGGAUGAGAUGGGCAUCGCAGGGCUGCACUUGCCCAAUGGUGGGGUUGAGGGGGCAGUGCUAGGCAAUGGCAGAGGGGCCAAACCCCAAUCUGGUCUCGGGGAGCUGUCAGUCGGCGUUGCCCCAGCUUUUACUGCUGUGCUUACAUCACCUUUCCCUGCUUCGGGGAUGCCAGUCAAGUUUGACCGGACACUGUACAAUGGCCACAGUGGUUACAACCCUGCCACGGGCAUCUUCACCUGCCCCAUUGGUGGCGUCUAUUACUUUGCUUACCAUGUGCAUGUCAAGGGCACCAGUGUGUGGGUGGCUCUGUAUAAGAACAAUGUGCCUGCCACCUACACUUACGACGAGUACAAGAAAGGCUACCUGGACCAGGCAUCAGGUGGGGCGGUGCUUGAGCUCCGAGCUAAUGACCAGGUCUGGGUGCAGAUGCCCUCGGACCAAGCCAAUGGCCUCUACUCCACCGAGUACAUCCACUCGUCCUUCUCUGGCUUCUUGCUCUGCCCCACAUAACAGGCCAGGGGCCCCGGGCCACCAACUCCCCCUCCCACACCCAUCUUUAGUCGUAGUGUUAUUUUUUAAUUAAAAGCAAAGGACCUGGUGGUUAGAGAGAAGACACUGGGAGAUGGCAGUGGCCAGAGACCUGCUUUCUUCUUCCGAUUGCUUCUGAAAGAGACUGAUCCCCAAGGAGGCUUUGCAAAGGUGGGACUGCCUCCCCUCCCCCAUUCCUCCUGGGACUGGUGCUGAAGAUGGUGCUAAAUCGAAGGAAACUGCCACUGACCAGCUUCCGAGAUGAUGAGUAUUAAAUCAUACUCAGGGCGCGUGGCUCCUGGCUUCCAGGCCAUUCCUAUCCCAAGGACCAGGGGACUCAGGGGCCUUCUGUGUGUGUGUGUGUGUGUCUUGGGGCAGAGACUCACUGACCAUUCUUGAAAAUCUGCCUCUCUAUUCCUGGGCUUCUCUUCUGGGUGAAAGAAGUGGGGGCCUCUCACACUCAAACUGCACUGAGGAUCCAGAGAAGCUUCCUAUCCCAACUGCCCCCAGCUGCCAGUGUAUGGGGCUCCUGGCUCCAAGGCAAGUUUUAUUUUGGGAGAGAGAGGACAAGCCCUUAAGGGGACCUGUGUAGGGUCCCCUUAGGACAAAGUGCAAUAGGCUUAUUGUCUGUACUGAUCACAGUCUCCCCCUAAGCAGUCCAGUGAGAUGGGUGAAUAAGGGUGAAACUUGAGCUUGCUUCUGGCUGUCUUCCGUGGGGAUAAUACUACAUGUUUCCUUGCCUUCUCUAAUCUCCCACAGCCGGAGCUCCUGCUGGAGGAAGGGGAGGGAAAAUGUGGAGACGGCACCAGAGAAAGAUCCAUUUCCUAAGGGGCAGGAAGACAAGGGUAUGCAGGUGUGUGGGUAGGGGGGUGGUAGUGGUGAGAAAGGCACCUCCAAUGCCCCUGAGUGGCUGGGGUGUCAUGUAUUCUGUACUGGGAUCCUGCAGUUAACCUGCCUCCCCCAGGCCCAAAUAAAGAGCCCUUAUGUGUAAGGCUAAGGCACUGCUCAGCAAGGUCAGGGGAGCUGCCAGUCUGUGGUAGAUUGAACUGGAGUGUAGGUAUUUAUUGGAUUCUUCACUCCCACUUCACUAUCCUGAACAAGAGCCAUAAAGCAAGGGGUCGGGGGCCCUCUCCCAUUUCAUUUUGAUGUUCUAUGUGAUCUUAGGGUCCAGAAAAAUAAAGAGCAGAAAAGACUGGAUGGUAACAGAUGUUAGUCUUGGCAGCCACAUCUGGAAAGAAGACAGAGGGCAGUCAGGUUGUUUGCUUCCUGACUUCUAAUUUCAAGUGUAUGUUCACAAAAGAGGCAGGAGACGACUUUUCCAUGGCUCUCCAUGCCAGAGGGUUCACUCCUGGGUGAUGGCUGCAGCAUAUUCUCUGGUCACCAG